AUGAAGUUCUCCAUCUCAUUCGCCAUUGCCGCGCUCUACGCCGCUUCAUCUGUUAACGCUGCUCCUUGCGGUAUGCCUGGAUCCGAUACCACAUCUCUUGGUGGUCCUCAUACCAUUAACGACAACGUUUUCCCCCAUGGUGGUGACGAUCAUAACACCCAAGUUAACAAUGCCCACACUGGCUCUAGCGCUAAUGGCCCCGUUGCUGUUAAUGCUCUCAACGAUCUUUCUCUCUUGUCCGAUGUUAGCAAGGGAGCCCAGAGCACUCAGGUCCAAAACACUCGUCGUGAUACCGGUUCUCAAAUCAACAACGCACAAGAUGGUUCUCAUGCUGAAGGUGUCAUUGCUGCUAAUGCUCUCAAUGAUGCCUCUGUUUUGGCUCAAGUCUACCAUGAGCUCGCCAAUACUCAGGUCCAAAACACUCGUCGUGAUACCGGUACCCAAGUCAACAACGCCCAAGAUGGUUCUUCUGCCAAAGGUGUCGUUGCUGCCAACCUUCUCAAUAAUCUCUCCGCUUUAUCUAAUGUGAAGCAUCAAACCGGAAGUACCCAAGUCCAACAUGAUCGUCGUGAUCGUGGUACCCAAGUCAACAACAGCGGCAAUGGCUCCAGUGCUAACGGUGUCGUUGGUGUCAAUGCUCUCAAUGAUGCCUCUGUUUUGAGCAACGUCCACAAGACAAACAAGAACGUCCAAGUCCAACAUGAUCGUCGUGAUCGUGGCACUCAAGUCAACAAUGCUGGCCAAGGAUCCAGUGCUAACGGUGUCAUUGGUAUCAAUGCCCUCAACGAUGCCUCUGUUUUGAGCAACGUCCAAAAGGGCAGCAAGAAUGUUCAAGUCCAACAUGAUCGUCGUGACACUGGUACCCAAGUCAACAACGCUGGUACAGGCUCAAGUGCCAGUGGUGUCAUUGCUGCCAAUGCUCUCAAUGAUCUUUCUGCUUUGAGCAACGUCCGCAAGGGUAGCAAGAAUGUCCAAGUCCAAAACGAUCGUCGUGAUUUCCCCUUCGGUGAUGAUGAUGAUGAUGAUCGCUACACUCAAGUCAACAAUGCCCAUGAUGGUUCUUCUGCUUCAGGCGUCAUUGCUGCCAACCUUCUCAAUGAUCUUUCUCUUUUGUCUCAGGUGGAUCAUGAGACCGGAAAUACCCAAGUCCAAUAUGAUCGUCGUGAUCGUGGCACCCAAGUCAACAACGCUGGCCAAGGCUCAAGUGCCAAUGGUGUCAUUGCUGCCAAUGCUCUCAAUGAUCUUUCUGCUUUGAGCAACGUCCGCAAGGGUAGCAAGAAUGUUCAAGUCCAAAACGAUCGUCGCGACUACCCCUUCGGUGAUGAUGAUGAUGAAGACAUCCAAGUCAACAAUGCCCAUGAUGGCUCUAGUGCUAGCGGUCCCGUUGCUGUUAAUGCUGCCAACGACCUCUCCCUUUUGGCUGAUGUGGCCCAUGAAUCCGAGAACCUUCAAGUCCAACAUGAUCGUCGUGAUCGUGGCACCCAAGUCAACAACGCUGGUCAAGGCUCCACUGCCAAUGGUGUCAUUGCUGCCAAUGCUCUCAAUGAUCUUUCUGCUUUGAGCAACGUUCGCAAGGGUAGCAAGAAUGUCCAAGUCCAAAACGAUCGUCGUGAUACUGGCACUCAAAUCAACAACGCCCAUGAUGGCUCUAGUGCUAGCGGUCCCGUUGCUGUUAAUGCUGCCAACAACCUCUCCGCUUUGUCUGAUGUGGCCCAUGAAUCCGAGAACGUUCAAGUCCAAGAUGAUUAA
Messenger RNA from Lichtheimia ornata, 1749 nucleotides. RefSeq lists its product as uncharacterized. The record is from RefSeq and is a predicted model, not a curated record. The transcript is spliced from 2 exons. Lineage: Eukaryota; Fungi; Mucoromycota; Mucoromycetes; Mucorales; Lichtheimiaceae. The coding region runs from base 1 to 1749 and encodes 582 amino acids.